CGUCAACAGCGCAAGCGACUUUUCAUCUCCUCAAUCUCCUCUCAUCCAUCUGCCUACUUCAGGUAGUAUCAUCUCUUGAUAACUCAACCAAGUUGAAGCUACAAAAAUGGUACCACCUGUCGAAAAUCCCGCCCUGCCCCGCGCAGUCCAGGCCAUUUUAGACAAGGAUGAGAUCCGAACCGUCAUCUAUCGAUUCGCCCGUGGUGCAGAUCGCCUGAUCCGCGACGUUGUCCAGUCCGUCUACCACGAAGAUGCUACAGAUAACCACGGAACCUACAACGGCCCAGCCAAAGACUUCUUCGACUCAAUGGGCUCUAAUUCAAUCAAGGCCGCUCAUCACCAGAUCGGCCAGUCUCUGAUUGAAAUUGAGGAGGAUGGUCGCAAGGCGCAUGCCGAGACGUACUGCACCGCUACGACGAUCGUCGAGGUUGAACAGGGGGAGAAGUGGACUACGUUCUUGGUGCGUUAUGUUGACAACCUGGAAAAGAGAGAUGGUGAAUGGAGGAUAACUCACCGUUUCUGUGCGUUUGAUGGCGCCUCUGAGGCUGCUAUUAUGGGAUAUCUGCCAAAGGAGAACCUAGGUACCCGUGACGAGAGUGACUAUUCUCGAUGUGUAUUCAAGGAUUAGAAAUCUUUGACUUUUUCGUCUUUCCCGGAGCUCAUGUCAAAUAAUGAAAAAGAGGGACUAAUCCUCGAAAUAUUCGAUUCUUACCAAGCAC
Colletotrichum acutatum is the source of this 719-nucleotide messenger RNA. RefSeq lists its product as uncharacterized. Lineage: Eukaryota; Fungi; Ascomycota; Sordariomycetes; Glomerellales; Glomerellaceae. Bases 107 to 628 code for a protein of 173 amino acids. The transcript has a single exon. The record is from RefSeq and is a predicted model, not a curated record.